Gossypium raimondii (Peruvian cotton) is the source of this 2757-nucleotide messenger RNA. RefSeq lists its product as uncharacterized. Lineage: Eukaryota; Viridiplantae; Streptophyta; Magnoliopsida; Malvales; Malvaceae. The coding region runs from base 320 to 2644 and encodes 774 amino acids. The transcript is spliced from 13 exons. Gene Ontology annotation, biological process: translation. Gene Ontology annotation, molecular function: GTP binding; GTPase activity. The record is from RefSeq and is a predicted model, not a curated record.
AGCUUUCAAUUUAGCCCCAAAAUAACAAAUACUAGUUAAAAAAAGAAAAAGAAAUCGAAAACAAGCAUCUUUGCAGUUGCUGGCGGGCAAUCAUAGCUUUGAGAAGAGAAGAGAAGAAACACAGCAUUUCCCUCCCCACCGCUUUCGUUAGCUUCAAUCAGAGCGGCUUCAGCCUUUUCAUUGAUGUGGGAGGGACAAUUAAAUACGUUGAAGAAUUAAAUUCAUUCUACUAUGGCUUUUUCCAGUUAUCAACUUUUUUUUUUUUAGGUCAAGGAAGGUUGUCCCUUUUUCUUCUGUUUGCUUCUUGGGUGCUAGAACAAUGCCUCGAAAAGUUAAUUGUGGAAUUGAUUAUGAUGAUGGUUAUGAUGAUGAUUUUGAUGACUACGACUAUGGAUAUGAUGUAGAAGAAAAUGUGAAAGAACCUUCUCUGCAAGACACUAUCAAACGUGGUGUGUGGCGUUGCUCCGUUUGUACUUAUGAUAAUGAUGAUACCAUGUCAUCAUGUGAUAUUUGUGGCAUUCUUCGCAGUCCAUCAGUCAGUAAUGGCACCUAUGAUGAGAAGAGAACAGUUCAUGGCAUAUGCAAAGUUUCUGGAGUAUCUAUUAUGGCCAAGUCUCUUUUCGCAUCAAGGCCGCAUCAGAUGUCCAAAAAAGAAGUAGAUUCUCAACAACAGAAUGAUGAUUUUGUGGUGAAAGAGAACAAUAACUUCCACAUGCUUGGGAAUAACCAAGGACAAUUUCAUGAAUUUCAUAAGGCUUAUAGUUCUCCUACCCAUUCCCGUAUUAAUAUAGCCCCUUUUAAGUUUGAUGUUCCAUCUCCAGAUGACUUGGUUUCCAAUGGUCUGCAUUCAUCUGCACAGCAUUCAAAAGCCAAGAUUUUUGACUUUAAAUCUUCCAGAGCUCCCUCUAGGGGGGUUGGGAAGAAUGAGGCAGUUAAAGUACUAUCAAGUGCUAAAAGUUCAGAUAGCUCACAUGACUCAACGGGAAAAGACAAGCACGAUGGGAUUAUCUUCUCAAAGAAUCUAGAAAUCAAUACAUCAUCAGGUUUCAAAGCUUCAGAUAAAUCUUCUGCUUCAAUGGCAAAAGGCAGAGUUGAAGAUUCAGAUGGAAGAAGUGUUUCUAUUAAUUUGUGUUCUAGUGGUCAAAGCUCAUCAUCAUUGAUGCCAAAAGAAAGAACUGAUAUGGUGGAAGAUGGAAGCUCUUUAACGCAUGGAGGUGAGGGACAUCUCACUAGUAAUCUGAAAAACAUGACUUUGGGUGCUAAAUCUGGGAACUCAAAAGAUAUAAAAGCAAAUUCACGUGCACAGUAUAAGCCUGAAAAGUGGAUGUUCCCUGAAAAAGCAGAAGGUUCACUGACUCAACUAAAUCUUGCAAUUGUUGGGCAUGUUGAUUCUGGAAAAUCAACACUCUCUGGUAGACUGCUUCACCUUUUGGGACGAAUAUCCCGAAAAGAAAUGCACAAAUAUGAAAAGGAGUCCAAAUUGCAGGGAAAAGGAUCCUUUGCUUAUGCUUGGGCAUUGGAUGAGAGUGCGGAAGAAAGGGAAAGGGGAGUCACCAUGACUGUGGCUGUAACUUAUUUGGAUUCAAAAAGAUAUCAUGUUGUUGUCCUUGACUCCCCAGGGCACAAAGAUUUUGUUCCAAAUAUGAUAACUGGGGCAACACAAGCUGAUGCUGCAAUUCUUGUUAUAGAUGCCUCUAUUGGUUCAUUUGAAGCUGGUAUGGAUGGCACAAAGGGACAGACAAGGGAGCAUGCACAACUCAUCAGAAGUUUUGGUGUUGAUCAAAUUAUAGUUGCAGUUAACAAGAUGGAUGCUGUAGAGUACUCUAAGGAUCGAUUUGAUUUGAUAAAAUCACAGCUUGGGACAUUUCUCCGCUCUUGUGACUUUAAGGAUUCCUCAGUCACAUGGAUUCCGCUAAGCGCUGUUGAGAAUCAGAAUUUAGUAGUUGCACCUUCUGAUCUUCGUCUAUCCUGGUAUCAUGGACCUUAUCUAUUAGAUGCAAUUGAUUCCUUCCAGCCUUCUAGCAGAGAUUUUUCAAAGCCCCUACUUAUGCCUAUAUGUGAUGUUAUAAAAUCUUCACAAGGGCAGGUGUCUGCCUGUGGCAAGUUAGAGGCUGGAGCUGUUCGAAGUGGAUCAAAGGUUUUAGUCAUGCCAUCUGCAGAUAUAGCAACCGUGCGUUCCUUAGAGCGUGAUUCCCAGACUUGUUCAAUUGCAAGAGCUGGAGAUAAUGUAGCUAUCAACCUGCACGGGAUAGAUGGAAAUCAUGUGAUAGCUGGUGGUGUGUUGUGUCAUCCUGAUUUUCCAGUUGCAUUUGCAAAACAUUUGGAGUUGAAGGUGCUUGUUGUGGAUGGUGCAACACCAAUUUUAAUGGGUUCUCAGUUGGAGUUUUAUGCACACCAUGCAAAGGAAGCUGCAAGAGUUGCAAGGAUAUCAUCAUUGCUUGAUUCAAAGACUGGGAAAGUCGCAAAGAAAGCACCUCGCUGUAUUGUUGCUAAGCAGAGUGCAGUUAUUGAGUUGGUUUUGCAGGAAUCAAUUUGCAUUGAAAUGUUCUCGAAAUGUAAAGCCCUUGGAAGGGUGUUUCUUAGAACAUUAGGAAGAACAGUUGCUGUGGGGGUCGUGACCCGAAUAGUUGAGGAGCUGGUAUAGUUUGAAGCUAAGACUGAAGACGGUUGUGUACUAAUUCAAGGCUGACAGUGAUUAUAAAAUGAGUAGAAGGCAAUUCAUUUUGUGCACUGGGGUGCAGGCUUAUGCAUCUAAAA